Messenger RNA from Prunus persica (peach), 1515 nucleotides. RefSeq names its product protein ABA DEFICIENT 4, chloroplastic. The record is from RefSeq and is a predicted model, not a curated record. NCBI's taxonomy places the organism in Eukaryota, Viridiplantae, Streptophyta, Magnoliopsida, Rosales, Rosaceae. The transcript has 6 exons. Bases 553 to 1299 code for a protein of 248 amino acids.
UUUUUUUGGGUUCAUAAAUGGAAUUCGAAUACAGAAACUCAAAUUGAGGGGUUACUCUUCUACCAAUUACAAGACCUCAGAUAAAGGAGUCAUUGCUCCAUAAACACUUGAACUACAAACUCCUUUGAGGGGAAAAUUGAGAGAGAAAAAAACAAAAAAAAGUUGAGUUCGAGUGUAGUGAUGAAAUUGUUGGGUGUGUUUAGCAACUCUAGGAAACAAACCAAAAUAGAAGUUGUUUAUGAUGAAUUGAAAAAAAAAAUGUUUUGAUAUGACACACACUCACCACAGACAGACUGAAGUGCUCUCCUACCCUCCUCUCCUUUUUUAGCUUCUCUCUUUCUCUCUCUCUCUCCGAGCUGCGUGUCUGCACCGUGUUUCUCUCAGUGGAAGCCAACCAGACUUUAUUCUAUUAUUGAACCUCACUUCUUUCUUCUUAUUGUUUUUCCUUUCUUUUUUCUUUUUCUUCUUUUCCUGAUUUGAGUGCAGGAUUUAAUAAGCGAAUGAAGCAGCCAUUAUUGCUGUCUUCCUGGGUUUUCUGGUCUCGCAACAAACAUGGCCUUCUCUUCUUGCCUUUGCCAAUCUCCACUCUCACCCAAGAUUGACUGCGGCAAGAAGAUUGUCAGGCCUUGGAGUAGUGAUGGAAGGAAACAAAGGUUCACUUUUUCACUCGGAAGUAAUAGCACAGAACUUGUUGGUCAACAGCUUGUGACAGUGGGAGCUCACUUACACAAGCACUGGAGUUUUGUGGGAGGUUCAAGAGUUACUGUGAGACCAGAACUUGAGAGAUCCAUUCCACUUCGAAAAAGCUCAGGAGUAUAUGCAUCAUGGUUCUCAACUUCUCAAAUUGCUAGCACUGCUUUUACUUUGGGAACAACUGCAGUUCUCCCAUUUUACACCCUCAUGGUUCUGGCACCUAAAGCUGAACUAACGAAAAUUUCUAUGGAAAGUAGUAUACCGUAUAUUGUCCUUGGCAUUCUCUAUGCUUAUCUACUAUACCUCUCUUGGACUCCUGAAACACUUCAGUUGAUUUUCGCAAGUAAAUACUGGCUUCCUGAGCUGCCUGGUAUGGUAAGGAUGUUUUCCAACGAGAUGACAUUAGCUUCUGCUUGGAUUCACUUGUUGGCUGUUGAUCUCUUUGCUGCAAGGCAGGUUUUUCACGAUGGACAGGAAAACGAAAUUGAGACCCGGCAUUCAGUUUCUCUUUGCCUCUUUUUCUGCCCUAUUGGAAUUGUUACUCAUGUCAUUACCAAAGCACUGACUAAAAGUGCUGGAAGUUCCAGCACACGUAAUAUGCAUUGACAACUAAAAUUCUUCCUGAACAACCAGGAUUUGUUGGGAAGUUGAAUAAGAAAACUUUGAAUUUGAAUGAAGGUUCUUAUGUUGUCAGCAAUUUACAGACAUUCUCUCUUUGCAAGCACUGAUCUCAUAGUUUCUUUAUCAGAUACAUUCACAAGUCAUUUAUCUUUGUUAGCGGGUGGAUGUAUUAUUAAUUAUGAAAAAUGUCAUGAAGAGAAA